Chelonus insularis is the source of this 2400-nucleotide messenger RNA. Its product is annotated as somatostatin receptor type 2-like. The transcript has 2 exons. NCBI's taxonomy places the organism in Eukaryota, Metazoa, Arthropoda, Insecta, Hymenoptera, Braconidae. The record is from RefSeq and is a predicted model, not a curated record. Gene Ontology annotation, molecular function: peptide binding; somatostatin receptor activity. Gene Ontology annotation, biological process: G protein-coupled receptor signaling pathway. Bases 234 to 1517 code for a protein of 427 amino acids. Gene Ontology annotation, cellular component: neuron projection; plasma membrane.
AAAAAAUUCACUGACUUUGUGUCAUGCAUAAAGUUCAAAGGAUCUUCAUCAUCACCACUCAAGUGUCAAUAAUUUUAAGCAUUACUUGAGGAAAAAUAUCCAAAUGAGUCAACAGUUGGUUCAACAUUGUUGGAUGGGUGGUGGUAGUUGAUUUCCUCCAAGAUUAUCAUCAGUAUUGAAAGAAAAAACCAAUCGACGUAACAAAUUAAACCACUUAAAACUGAAACAUCACAAUGAAUUUCACAAGUGUAGAUUGGUUUCAACAAGCAAUGUUCAAUAUAACUAAUCAGACUUCACUCAACCCAUAUUGUGGCACUGAUUUACCAGUAGUUACAGUAGUUAAUCAAAUUCUAUUUUCGAUAGUUUGUAUCAUGGGUUUACUAGGUAAUACAUUAGUAAUUUAUGUGGUAUUACGAUAUUCCAAAAUGCAGACAGUAACAAAUAUGUACAUAGUUAACUUGGCAAUUGCUGAUGAAUGUUUUCUCAUUGGUAUUCCAUUCUUAGUGACCACAAUGAGUCUUAGAUAUUGGCCUUUUGGUAAAAUUAUGUGUAAAGCCUAUAUGACAACUACGAGCAUCAAUCAAUUUACAAGUAGCAUUUUUUUAUUUAUCAUGAGUGCUGAUCGUUAUAUAGCAGUUUGUCAUCCAAUAUCAGCACCAAAAAUGCGUACACCAUUCAUCUCCAAGGUAGUCUCAGCAACAGCGUGGCUUACAAGUGCUCUCUUCAUGAUACCAAUAAUUCUUUAUGCUAAUAUCGAGGAAGUUGAAAGUGGAGUCAAUUGCAAUAUCUAUUGGCCAGAUAAUCAUGGAGGCCAAACAACUUUUACUCUUUAUUCACUUAUAUUAGGUUUUGCAAUCCCACUUACUUUUAUUUUAAUCUUCUAUUUCUUAGUGAUAAGAAAGCUACAAACAGUUGGACCAAAAAAUAAAUCCAAAGAGAAAAAGAAAUCACAUAAAAAAGUAACUAAACUUGUCCUAACAGUGAUAACGGUAUAUGUUCUUUGUUGGCUUCCAUAUUGGAUCACCCAGGUAGCACUAAUUUAUACACCACCAAAACAGUGCCAAUCUCCAAUAAGCAUAACAGCAUUUCUACUUGCUGGAUUUCUGAGUUACUCUAACAGUGCUAUGAAUCCAAUACUCUAUGCUUUCCUAAGCGAUAACUUCAAGAAAAGUUUCCUCAAAGCGUGUACAUGUGCAGCCGGCAAAGACGUCAAUACCACACUCCAUCUUGAAAAUAGUGUAUUUCCAAAGAGGAAAAAAACCAAUACGGAACGUCUAAAAUCUAAGAAUCGGCCAGUUGCCAAUUCCACAAAUUCUCGAAUAGAAUUGGAAAUAGAUGAAGAGGGUGAACGUGGUCUGCUCAUCAGUAAAACCUCUACUACAACAGUUACCAUGACAUCUAGAACAAAUAUAACAGCAGUUGUAAGCGAUUCGAAAGAACAUGAAUUAAUACAACGAGAAAGUAACGAAAACAGUAAAAAAAAUGGAACACAACUCACUCAUCUCACUCAACUUUAAAGCAUAUCAAUUAUAACUUGUACAUUGCAUCAGAAAUAUGACACCUUGGCUUAUUGUUAUUAUAAUCAUUUUCAUGAACUGCAGGAUAUGCUUAAGAUAUAUUAUCCAGCGUUAUCCAUCUCCCUCAUUUCUCCUUAUUUCUUGUCUUUCAUAUCUCCUCCGGCCUCCUUCAUCUCCAACCUAUUACCCCAUUACUCGGUGAAGUUUAUCACAAGAACUUUCUGUAUGUUAGAUAUACUUGUGUACAUAUAAGCCACGACGCAGUAAGGCAACUAGGAUUAUCAUCAACUGAAUAAGCUAACUCUGUAAAUUAAUUAAACAAUUUUGUAUUUUGUUAUUUGCAACAAAGUCUGGUCGCCUAUUAUUUACAUAUUAUAUUCCUAAAUGAGCAUUAUUAGUGAUAGGUAUUUUUCAAGUACAGAUUAAAGUUUUGAAUAAAUUGUAAAUAAUUAAUUAAAUAUUCAAUGUCAUGUCAAUUUAUAUUUUGAGUAUGCUUUGUCAUUUAAUAUCUCUUGGAUAACUGUUCUAAAUACUAGUUAACAUAAUUUGAAUUGUAAACAUGAUAUUGAUAAAAAUUACCAUUAUAUAGAAGAAUGUUACUGCUAGAAGUAUUUUAUAUGAGUGACAUAUUAAGUAUGCCUUAUAAGUCAAACUCUGAAUGUAGUGUGGCAAGUGCGUAUAUGAUCUACAAUCGAGAUCCUUUGGAUUAUUGCCUUCUAGUUUACUCGAGCAUGAGUACGUUCAUGGAUUCCGAUGCUAUGCCAUUCUAGUCUACUUACCAAAGAGUUAUAUCAUGUGGAAUUUUAACUAUUGGAGAAUUUCUUCUAGCGUAUAAUAAUUAAAUGGUGCUUAACAUUGUCAUAAAUAAUAGUGUAUUUGUGUU